GAGAAAACGCCAAACUUCAAAAGUUAUCAGUCGCUUGAAACGAAAAAACUAUAAAACCCCUGGUAAGCGCUUGAUAAAUUGGUCGACUGUCGAAUUUCCCAAUUCUCCAGCCAAUCGAAAAAUGAAAACUGCAAUUGCUGCUCUUCUUGUCGGCCUUGUCGCCGUCAACGCCUACAAUGUUGAGGUUAAGCACGGAGAUGCCAUUCCAGUUGAAGCUCAAAUGCUUCGUGGACAGGAACUUGUUGAUUACGUCAACAAGGUUCAGACUUCCUUCAAGGCUGAGCUCGGAUCAUACUUCAGCUCUUACCCAGAUACCAUUAAGAAGCAAUUGAUGGGAGCUAAGAUGGUCGAGAUCCCAGAAGAGUACAGAGUUUUCGAGAUGACUCAUCCAGAAGUCGAGGAUGCUGCUGUUCCAGACUCAUUCGAUUCCCGUACCGCAUGGCCAAACUGCCCAUCCAUCUCCAAGAUCCGUGAUCAAUCAUCCUGUGGAUCGUGCUGGGCUGUCUCUGCUGCUGAAACUAUUUCUGAUCGUAUUUGCAUUGCGUCAAAUGCCAAAACUAUCCUUUCCAUCUCUGCUGACGAUAUCAAUGCUUGCUGUGGAAUGGUCUGUGGAAAUGGAUGCAAUGGUGGAUAUCCAAUUGAAGCCUGGCGUCACUAUGUUAAGAAGGGAUACGUUACCGGAGGAUCUUAUCAAGAUAAGACUGGAUGCAAGCCAUACCCAUAUCCACCAUGUGAACAUCACGUCAAUGGAACUCAUUACAAGCCAUGCCCAUCCAACAUGUACCCAACUGACAAAUGCGAACGCUCUUGCCAAGCUGGAUAUGCUCUCACCUACCAACAAGAUCUUCACUUCGGACAAUCUGCAUACGCCGUCUCAAAGAAGGCUGCUGAAAUCCAAAAGGAAAUCAUGACUCAUGGUCCAGUUGAGGUUGCAUUCACUGUCUACGAAGAUUUUGAGCAUUACUCCGGAGGAGUCUACGUUCAUACCGCUGGAGCCAGUCUUGGAGGACAUGCCGUAAAGAUGCUCGGAUGGGGAGUUGAUAAUGGAACACCAUAUUGGCUCUGUGCCAACUCAUGGAAUGAGGAUUGGGGAGAGAACGGAUAUUUCCGUAUCAUUCGUGGAGUUAACGAGUGCGGAAUUGAGGGAGGAGUCGUCGGAGGAAUUCCAAAAUUGUAAAUCUCGAAACAUUGUGUUUGUGAUUGCAACUUCAAUGCCUAUUGUACAAUAUGUAUUCGAUUUAUAAAUAUUUGAAUUAUUCUUAUAUUUUCUGUUAACAUUUGCAUACAAACUUGAAUUACAUAUUUUUUUGUCAAGAUUAAUUCGAAUUCUGUUUCUUUUGUUCCAAAAUUCAAAUUGUUUGAAAAGGGUUAUUAUAAUAU
Molecule: messenger RNA, 1380 nt
Organism: Caenorhabditis elegans
Lineage: Eukaryota; Metazoa; Nematoda; Chromadorea; Rhabditida; Rhabditidae
Gene: cpr-9
Product: Peptidase C1A papain C-terminal domain-containing protein
Exons: 3
Coding region: 122-1177 (351 amino acids)
Biological process (GO): proteolysis
Molecular function (GO): cysteine-type peptidase activity; cysteine-type endopeptidase activity
Source: RefSeq, marked reviewed